ACGUGGAGAGGAAGCGGAGUCCAGCUCCUCUUCCUCUCUUCUCGCUUUUCUAAAGUCCAACACUCAAUUCAAUUUAGCGAGUGAUCUACUGCCGUGGCCCAAGCACCGUCCACAUGAGAGCAAAUCAAGCAGGCUUCGCCAUAACGAGGCGCCCCCAAAUCAGCAGUGUUACUCAUCAUUGAGCUUAUUGAUGCUCGUUUUCCGGAACGAAUCCCCCCGCCCCCCCCCCCCUCCUCUCGCUUCUCUCACACUCAGAACUCUUCGCUGAGAAUUCAACCACAAGACCAGUUUUUCUUUGGACGCGCUGGAGACAUACGAAGAAACUCAUGGAGCGCGGGAAUAAUUAGAGAAGAUCAACUUUUUUUUCUGAGCAGCUGAUCUUUUUAAAGUGGAAGCCAUCCGUGGGUAAGCUUUCAUGGGAUAUUUGGGCUGUAUAGGGAGGCUGGCUUCUCUGAUAUAGGCGCCUCUUCGUCGCGUAUUCCUGCGGGAGGAUGACUGGACGCACGAGGAAGUGAAGGCUCGAGGACAUUGUUGUAUUUUAGUCUGCAGGUGAUUAACUGUUGCAAUUGGUUUUGAAAACAGGCACCUCUUUUGGAUGCAACGUCUGGGAAUAACAAGUUGAGUCUUGACAUUGGUGUUGGAAUGAUCUGACAACAAGGGGAAAUGUUAUUCGUACCAAUUUGGAAAUGGAAAAAAGAAGAUACGUUUUUAGAACAUGCUAGGUCUGGCAACGUGUUCCCAAAUUCCUCCACAUACAGCCUACAAAGUCGACCCCAACGCAUCCCUACUGGCUCGAAACGGUCGUUUAUGAGCCACUAAAUUCACUUCGUGAACACUGAGAACUACCGUCUCAUUUUCUGCUUGGCUUUCUGGAAAUGUGAGUCCGGGGGAGACCAGCACGCGCACCACACGGAGUCGCCAAGGCUGCGACGCACGACCCAAUUUUCCGUCGGGGAACCGGGCUUGGCACCGCAGCAUCGCAACGACGUCCACGCGUUUUCUCUCCGUGAUGCCUGCGGUUGCACCGAUUCCACGACCGGCCAGUGGAUAGUGUUUUUUCCCCAAUGGUUCACACCGGGCAGGUGUCUCAGAGAAGGCAAAACCUCGGCAGUUUUGUUCAGUACAUCCUGGACACACCUUUUUUAAUGUCAGUCAAGAUCUCGGCUGGGUUGCCAUGAUGAGCGAGGAGUGUCCUGUGCCGCUGGGGAGCCUUUCCUCAGCAGGGCCGGGGCAGAGCGAGGAGUACGGCUUGGGGCAAGCUGACGACAUCAUCGAGGAAGUGGGUCCCUGCGACGACGUCAGUAUCGGCAGUGACCUCAGCACUCUCGUGCUGCCCUUCCCGGAGCUGGCGCCCGUGGUCUUCUUCUGCCUCAAGCAGACCACCUGUCCUCGCAACUGGUGCAUCCGUAUGGUCUCCAGCCCGUGGUUCGAGAGGAUAAGCAUCAUGGUCAUCCUGCUCAACUGUGUGACGCUGGGCAUGUACCAGCCCUGUGAGAACAUCGACUGCACCUCGGACCGCUGCCAAAUACUGCAGGCCUUUGAUGCAUUCAUCUACAUCUUCUUUGCACUGGAGAUGGUCAUAAAGAUGGUGGCUCUUGGGAUCUUCGGCCGUCGCUGUUACCUGGGAGACACCUGGAACAGGCUGGACUUCUUCAUCGUCAUGUCCGGGAUGGUCGAGUACUCCCUGGACCUGCAGAACAUCAACCUGUCGGCCAUUCGGACAGUGCGCGUCCUUCGGCCCCUCAAAGCCAUCAACAGAGUACCAAGUAUGCGCAUCCUGGUCAACCUGCUGCUAGACACUCUACCCAUGCUGGGCAAUGUGCUGCUGCUCUGCUUCUUCGUCUUCUUCAUCUUCGGCAUCAUCGGUGUGCAGCUGUGGGCGGGUCUACUGAGGAACCGCUGCUACCUGGAGGAGAACUUCAACCUCUCGUCAGGUAUGACCCUGCCCGCCCCGUACUACCAGGCGGACGAGAACGACGAGCGCCCCUUCAUCUGCUCCCUGGCAUCGGACAACGGGAUCAUGUCGUGCGGCGACGUGCCGGCGAGGCGCGAAGGAGGACGCACGUGCUGCCUGGACAGGGAGGACGCUCUGCACAGACAGGCCCUGGGCCUGAGUCCGGAGCCGCUGGCCAACGGCAGCGGCGUCGGGGAGGCGGUGGGUCUGUGCAUCAACUGGAACCAGUACUACACCCGGUGCCACACAGGAAGCACCAACCCCCACAAAGGGGCCAUCAACUUUGAUAACAUCGUCUACGCCUGGAUCGUCAUUUUUCAGGUGAUAACUCUGGAGGGCUGGGUGGAGAUCAUGUACUACGUCAUGGAUGCCCACUCCUUUUACAACUUCAUCUACUUCAUUUUACUCAUCAUUAUCGGUUCUUUCUUCAUGAUCAACCUGUGCCUGGUGGUCAUCGCCACCCAGUUCUCGGAGACCAAGCAGCGGGAGCACCAGCUGAUGCAGGAGCAAAGGGCGCAGUGCCUGUCAUCCUCCACCCUGGCCAGCAUGGCCGAACCCGGGGAUUGCUACGAGGAGAUCUUCCAGCUGGUCUGCCACGUCCUCCGCAAGGCGAAGAGGAGAUCGGCGGCUCUCUACUACACGCUGAGGGGCAAGCCCCCGCCGGCUGGAGGAGGCAGGGGUAACAGGAGGGGUGGAGGGAAUGUGAACGGAGAGCGACAUCAUUCCAGGCACGCAAAAACGCCACACUGUCCGCACCAGAGCAAGCAGGACAACAGCUCUCAGACACUGGCUAACUCCAUCACUCUGGCCGUCCCUCAGAAUCCCGAGGACUGCCCUAUAUGUGCACUAUCACUGAAAGAGGGGGCGAGGGAGGUGGGAGACUCCGCCAGCGGGGAGGAACAUGAGGAGGAAGCGGUGAAAGAGACGAGCAAGGACGAGAACCAUCUCGAGGAGCGGGGCCAUGGGGAGAAGAAGAGGAAGAGGACAUGCUUUGGACAUUGUAAAGACAUUUGGAAUGACAUGAGGAGGAAACUUUGGGGCAUUGUAGAGAGCAAGUACUUCAGCAGGGGCAUAAUGAUCGCUAUUCUCAUCAACACUAUCAGUAUGGGCAUCGAGCAUCAUAACCAGCCAGAGGAGCUGACCAAUGUCCUGGAGAUCUGCAACAUAGUUUUCACCAGCAUGUUCACCCUGGAGAUGAUCCUCAAGCUGACUGCUUUUGGCUUCUUCGAGUACCUGAGGAACCCUUACAACAUCUUCGAUGGCAUCAUUGUCAUCAUCAGCGUGUGUGAGAUCAUCGGUCAGGCAGACGGCGGUCUGUCGGUGCUGAGGACCUUCAGGCUGCUGAGGGUCAUCAAACUGGUGAGGUUCAUGCCUGCGCUGAGGCGGCAGCUGGUUGUGCUGAUGAAGACUAUGGACAACGUGGCCACGUUCUGCAUGCUGCUUAUGCUCUUCAUCUUCAUCUUCAGUAUUCUGGGGAUGCAUAUCUUUGGCUGUAAGUUCAGUCUGAAGACCGAGGCAGGAGACACGGUACCGGACCGGAAGAACUUUGACUCUCUGCUGUGGGCCAUCGUCACCGUCUUUCAGAUUCUGACUCAGGAGGACUGGAACAUGGUGCUGUACAACGGCAUGGCCUCCACCUCGCCCUGUGCUGCUCUCUACUUCGUAGCUCUCAUGACAUUUGGAAACUAUGUGCUCUUCAAUUUACUGGUUGCCAUCCUGGUGGAGGGUUUCCAGGCUGAGGGUGAUGCAAACCGCUCCUACUCGGACGAUGACAGGUCUUCCUGUAAUUUUGAGGAGAGCGAUAAGCAGAAGGACUCUCUACAUCUCUCAGACCCAAAGAUCUCGACCCUGACCCCAAACGGACACCUGGACUUGUCCGCACUGCCGCACGGCCUGUUCCCAGGAGAGAGGUUAACCUUGGCUCUGGGCUCCAGGAAGAACAGUGUCAUUUCUCUGGAUCGGGCCAACUUGGAGCAGAGGGUGAUGUAUCCAGCUCGAGGUUAUCACAACUGGGGGCGCCCGCUCCCCACCCAGCCCCAGGCCCUGUGGGCCCGGCGCUCCAGCUGGAACAGCCUGGGAGGAUGCCGCCCUUUCUCCUCCUCGUCCCCCUCCGCUAGUCCGGCGUUCACCCCCACCUCCGCCAGGCCCUUCUACGGCUACGGCCUGGGGGGUCUUGGCGGGGUGGUCGGCGGAAGCCUGCGCAUCCGGGGUCCCCGGGCCUCCUCGUCGCCGCACCGCCACUUCCACCACGUCCACCGGGACGAGGAGGAGUCCCUCCUCUCUCCUCCGCCCGCUGCCCCGCACUCUCUGCACCUCCCUCACCCCGUGCGGCCGGGCUACUUCGUGCCCCGCAGGGACCGCAGAGCUCUGUCCCUGGAGCUGCCCCACCUGCUGCAGGUGCCGGGACCGCCGCACCCUCCGCCACCGACCCCGCACCCUCUGCCGCCGCCCCCCGCGGCGCUCCACGCGCACCGCGGGAAGAAGAGCUUCUCCGGGGCGGCGCCUCCGGGCGGCGGUGACGGCCUGGGUUUCUACGGCGGGGUUCACCAGGACUGUAACGGGAAGACCCCUCUGUCCCGGCACCUCCAGCUGCCUCCCAGGCACCACGGCGAGACGCCUGGAGGGGCCAACCCCCAGGGACAGCUGAUGGCCGACGUCUUCCCCCAGGUGAACACGCGCGGCAAGGACCGGGAGGACCUGGACGACGACAUUGAAUACAGCUUGUGCUUCCGUAUCCAGAAGAUGUUAGAAGCGUACAAACCGGAGUGGUGCGAGAGCAGAGAGGACUGGUCCGUCUUCCUGUUCUCCCCGCAGAACAGAUUCCGACAGAUAUGCCAGUCCAUCAUUGCCCAUAAGCUGUUUGACUAUGUGGUGCUGGCCUUCAUCUUCUCCAACUGCAUUACAGUAGCUCUGGAGCGGCCCAAGAUACUGCAGGGCAGCUUGGAAAGAGUCUUCCUCACCAUCUCCAACUACAUCUUUACUGCCAUCUUUGUGAGCGAGAUGACACUCAAGGUGGUGUCCAUGGGUCUGUACGUAGGUGAACAGGCUUACCUGCGCAGCAGCUGGAACAUUCUGGAUGGCUUCCUGGUUUUUGUGUCUUUGAUUGACAUCGUCGUGUCCAUGGCGGGAGGAGCCAAGAUCCUGGGGGUGCUACGAGUACUCCGGCUGCUCAGGACGCUGCGUCCCCUCAGGGUGAUUAGCAGAGCUCCAGGUCUGAAGCUGGUGGUGGAGACCCUCAUAACCUCCCUCAAACCCAUCGGCAACAUUGUUCUCAUCUGUUGUGCCUUCUUCAUCAUCUUCGGCAUUCUUGGGGUGCAGUUGUUUAAAGGCAAAUUCUUCUACUGCUUCGGCCUUGACGUCAAAAACAUCACCAACAAGUCUGACUGUCUCCAAGCAAACUACAAGUGGGUCCACCACAAGUACAACUUUGACAACCUGGGACAGGCUCUGAUGUCCCUGUUUGUUCUCGCCUCCAAGGACGGCUGGGUAAAUAUUAUGUACCACGGCCUGGAUGCCGUGUCCGUGGACCAACAGCCGGUGACCAACAACAACCCGUGGAUGCUGCUGUACUUCAUCUCCUUCCUCCUCAUCGUCAGCUUCUUUGUCCUCAACAUGUUUGUCGGUGUGGUGGUGGAGAACUUCCACAAGUGCCGCCAGCACCAGGAAGUGGAGGAGGCCAAGAGGCGCGAGGAGAAGCGCCAGCGGCGCAUGGAAAAGAAGAGGAGAAAAGCCCAGAAGCUACCCUACUUUGCCAGCUACGGCAACGUGCGCCUGAUGAUCCACACACUGUGCACGAACCACUACCUGGACCUCAUCAUCACCUUCAUCAUCUGCAUCAACGUCAUCACCAUGUCAUUGGAGCACUUCAAUCAACCUCGUUCUCUGGAUCUCGCCCUGAAGUACUGCAACUAUUUCUUCACCUCUACGUUUGUGCUGGAAUCAGUGCUCAAACUCAUCGCUUUUGGCUUUCGCCGCUUCUUCAAAGAGAGGUGGAACCAGUUGGACCUCGCCAUUGUGCUUCUGUCGGUGAUGGGAAUAACCCUGGAGGAGAUCGAGAUCAGUGCGGCGCUGCCUAUCAACCCCACUAUCAUCAGGAUCAUGAGAGUACUGAGGAUAGCAAGAGUGCUGAAGCUGCUGAAGAUGGCGACAGGAAUGAGAGCCCUGCUGGAUACGGUGGUCCAAGCCCUGCCUCAGGUGGGUAACCUGGGCCUGCUCUUCAUGCUGCUGUUUUUCAUCUACGCCGCCUUAGGAGUGGAGCUGUUUGGAGAACUUGUCUGUAAUGAAGACUACCCAUGUGAGGGUAUGAGUCGUCACGCUACCUUUGAGAACUUUGGCAUGGCCUUCCUGACCCUGUUUCAAGUCUCCACGGGCGACAACUGGAACGGCAUCAUGAAGGACACAUUGCGGGAGUGCCCACCGGACCACGGCACGGAUGUGGACUACGCCUGCAACCCGAGCCUCCAGUUCAUCUCGCCCAUGUACUUUGUCUCCUUCGUGCUCACCGCCCAGUUCGUGCUCAUCAACGUGGUGGUGGCCGUGCUGAUGAAGCACCUGGACGACUCCAACAAGGAGGCCCAAGAGGAGGCGGAGAUGGAUGCGGAAAUUGAGCUGGAGCUGGCCCAGGGCACCCUCUGUUGCAUGGGCGCCCCCGGCUGCGGGGGUGCGAGGGCGGACAAGGGACUGGUGGAGGCCGGACCGGGAGGCCCGGCGGGGGGAGGUGACAGAGGCUGUGGAGAGAGGGCAGAAGGAGUGCGCAGGAUGCUUCAUUCAGCCGGCAGUGCGCGCUCCGGAGCGUACAGCUCCCGCGACUCGGGCCGAGCGCUGUAUUCACCAGCACAAGAGAGCCAAUGGCUGGACAGCGUAUCCCUUCUAAUCAAGGAUACACUGGAGGGGGAGAUGCUGAUGAUCGACAACCUCUCCGGUUCUGUUUUCCACCACUAUGCUUCUCCUCCACCCCUCUGCAGAAAUUGCAAGGGUCAUCCACACGAGCAGAUCAGGAUGGCGGAGAUUGAGCAGGCGUCGUUGAAGUCGGAGCAGCUGUCGGACAAGUCUUCGUCCCCCGCUCUGCCGGACGACCUCAGCCUGGACGAACACACGGCCUACCAGCUGCUGGCGCGAGAGGGGAAGGGAAGGUGCAGCAGUGACUCCCACAGCUCAGAAGAGGCCGGAGGUGGAGGAAGUCUAUCAGGAGGCCACCAGACCCGGACCGUGGUGCAGAGCCAGGUGCAAGGGUCAGGCCAGCCCUGCCGGGCGCCCUGCGCUGGCCUCGAGGUGGAGACGGCACUGAAGGGGAAGGAGAUGCUAACACACCAACCUCACUCUAGCCCUGGUGGCGUUUCCAGCAGCAGCAACAAGGAAAGGACCAAAGGAGGAGUUGGAGGAGCCAGUGGCGUUUCUCCCCUUUUCAAUCUGCCUGCAGAGUUCUUCCAGCCUGCAGGAGCAGCCAUCCCAGCACCCCCUCGCAGUAAAAGCCUACGGUUGUCGAGGGGCCUUAGGCUGACCUCCCCAGACUCCUGGGCAUCGCUGCGCUCCCCAGGAGCCCACAGCAAAAUGCUCUGUACACAGUAUCCGUCCCACAGUGACUCGUCCCUUGCUACUGGCAGCUCUGAAGGCAGCCUCCAGACCACCCUGGAAGAGGGACUGAGCUUCAGCAUCUCUCCACCACAGAACUUAGAGUUGCCUUUGCCAACUGCUCCCCUGGCACACCCGUUGCCUGAAGACGACAUUGCUACUUCCUCCCCUAUCCGGACCCUGAGACCAAGGCCGAGCCCCUCAUCAACCCUCACCCUCCAAGCCACCAGGGGCCACCAGCGAAGCCAGAGCAGCGGGCGAGGUAGCACCAGCCCGGGCUACGCGAGGGAAGACUCUAUCGACCCUUCGGACGAGGACCUGGGCAUAGGUAUCGGAUCGUCAAUUGGCGGUUGUGGCUCCAGCCAAGCGGGCAACAGCGAACACUUGUCGGAGACGCUGAGCAGCUUGUCGCUGACAUCGCUGCUGUCGCCCGGCUCCCUGGCGUACCCGGAAGGGGUGGUGAAGAAGUGCAACAGCACAGGCAGCCUGGACCAAGGGGGGAUGCUGCUGCUGUCGUCGCGUCCCAGGGAGGGACGCCGGCAGAUUCUGGGCAUGGAGCUUAUGGACCCGCAAGGCUUCUUGGCCAACCCCUGGACGGGGGUGUUAGUUGAUACAGGAAGAGGAGAGGGACGGGUUGAAAUGGGAGAUGGCGAGCAAGGGUUCAAAGGGAAGAGCUCAAGCCAAACAACAGUCGGACCAUGUCGGAAAAACAGAUGAAACCCACUGUUCAUUGUUAUUUGUCUCUCCAUUCCUUGGAUCUAAACCCAUAGCUGUCCCUCGGACUUUCUCUGCUUUCAUCAGUAAGAGAAAGGCUUGAUGACACAUGAUGUCCCGUUUUCCAAAGCCAAAUCUUCAUCGUACCUCCAAUCCCUUUCUCCACAUUUGUGACAAGCCCAUAUCCUAUUUUGUGCUACCUGAGGGUGAUUGGUUAUAGCCUGCUGGUGAGGACGUGGCCUGAAGAAUUAAGGCCUUAUACCCUCUUGGAGGAUGUACUGGUUGAAGAUUAUUCGUACCAGGGAGCCAAUAGAAUCAAAGACAGAAGAGCUUCAACUUGAAGACACAGGAUAGAGCCUUGUUGUUGCUCAAUUGUAGUUUGCUUUAUGCUGUGCUGGCUUGGGUCCAAACUGAGAUAGCUACCCAUACAAACAAACACUGUUUUGAUCGGUUAACGUCUCGGAGGCAGUGCAGCACGUGAGUGGGAGGAGGCUUGGAAAAUGGCAGAAUACUUGAAGGCGGAAGGAAGGCUGGGAAAGGAGAAGGCGGGUCGUUUGUUUGGCUGGGGAAGCAGAAAGCGGAUCUAACGUCCAUCUGCUCCGGCAGACGGAAACAACAAGUCAUACUCACUCUGGCACGGGACCUUCCGCUGAGUUCAGAGUAAAACGCGAGGUGGAGGAGAGUUCAAGAGCGUGUGCUUAAAGUCUUUGUAGGAGCACUGCCUGAGGUCUGCGAAGGCUUGAAUUGAAUCAUUCUCAUCUCUUCCCCGUACCUCUGUUAUUUUGAAACAGAAGACGGGUAUUGACUGAUCAAAGCGCCUUGCCUCUGCCAAGAUAGUCUUGAGUGGCAGUGGAAAAUGAAAAGAAAUUGACAGAUGCGCAGGUAUAGCGGUGCUUGGAGUGAUUUUUUUCCUUCUGUCUCCAACAUCUCUCUCACUUUCUCACACAGAAAGAAAUGAGUAAGAAAGGAAAGCUGGAUGGAGCUUUACUUACACCAUCAGAGGAAACAAUUACGUGUGCAUGGGCCAGCCUUGUGUGCACCAAAAAGAAAUGGUUCACAGCUCCUUAAUAAAGUGAAACUUCAAGCACACUCCAUUGACACAACUUCUUCUCACCAUGUUUUAAGGAUUUGCGAUGAAUGGACAAACCCACACGAGUUGCUCGGGACUUUGACUGCAUGAUGGAUUUGCAUUUAACCAAGAUUUUUUUAAAUCUAUAUACAGAAGUGUAUCAAGAUGUCAAUGUUGGGUGAUAAUGUGAUUUCUAUUCCACUAUUUUUGUAGAAAAGAGAAUAGGCACGUGCAAGUGUUACUUUGUCCCCAGUUCAUUUAACCCAAACAAUCUCUUUGAUUCGUUGUCUAGGACUUUUUGUCUGCCAGUGGCUUCCAGUUUUAUAAUAUUUUUUAAUGUGUGGAUGGUGUAUAAAACAACAAAGCAAAAAAUGUCAAACUCUGUGCGCUGAAGUGAUUGCUCCCUCCGGCACAUUCCUCCUUGGGAACCCCAGUUCCUCGUGGAUUUCGUUUUUUCUUUCAAAUGUUGGAGUCCAAAGGGGCCGACCAGAGAUGGGAACAGCCAUAUUCACUCAGCACACGAGGAUCGUUCGAGCUCACAGACAUUCCUGGCUGAACACGGGGGAACUUUGUUUGCUUUUAGCCUCCAAAGCGAAAAACACAGACACGAUUAGCAUAAAUCAUCUUUAUGAAAGCUUUAAUUUUUAAAGUUGGACCACGACGUAUUGAUCAUGGACAGUGUGUCUUAAGCAUGGAUUGCAAUACAGUAUGCUUUUUCUUGAAAUGACACAUCAAUGCACUCAUCAUUUCGUCACACACACACACACACCCUCUAUGUUGUAGCAACCUGUUCUCACACCAUAGUUAGACAUCAACAGCUGAUACUGUAACGACAAACAAAACUCUGCAUCUUUUAAUGCAAGCUUGUUUUGGCCUCUGCCGCUUGAUGAAUUACUCCAUCCAAAAAGGAGGUGAUCAUCUUAAGGCCUGAUUUCUAGAGGUAGACUGUUGUGUCCCUUUUGUUUUAAACAUUACCUUGUUUGUUUCUUUAUUUCUCAAAAAGAAUGAGGUGAUGUGAGAACAACUGAGGGUUUUACCUUUUUAUAAUCAUGCAAAAUCACUUUGACGACUAUGUUUCAUCACAUGGUGUUGGGUAUUAGAGCGAUGUUAAAGACAGUUGUGUAAGUGUAUGCUUGUGUGCGUGUGUGUUUAUGACUUCAGGUGAAGUGAUGGCCUUUCCCUGAAGUGUCCUGUUUUGUCCAAGAAGGAAAACAACGAAGCAACCAAGGGCUGUUUUAGCUUCAAAGAUAUAUCGUCCUAUCUCUCCGAGACAAAUCCUUGUGUCAACUGAAUAUGAAAUCAAAGGUUAAAGCCUGACUACGCAGCAAUAAAUGUUCUAUGUGGA
This is a messenger RNA of Pungitius pungitius (ninespine stickleback), 10653 nucleotides long. RefSeq names its product voltage-dependent T-type calcium channel subunit alpha-1I-like. Gene Ontology annotation, cellular component: neuron projection; voltage-gated calcium channel complex; plasma membrane. The coding region runs from base 1175 to 8242 and encodes 2355 amino acids. The transcript is spliced from 37 exons. The record is from RefSeq and is a predicted model, not a curated record. Gene Ontology annotation, molecular function: voltage-gated sodium channel activity; low voltage-gated calcium channel activity. Gene Ontology annotation, biological process: calcium ion transmembrane transport; positive regulation of calcium ion-dependent exocytosis; calcium ion import. NCBI's taxonomy places the organism in Eukaryota, Metazoa, Chordata, Actinopteri, Perciformes, Gasterosteidae.